Molecule: messenger RNA, 3234 nt
Organism: Candidula unifasciata
Lineage: Eukaryota; Metazoa; Mollusca; Gastropoda; Stylommatophora; Geomitridae
Source: the annotation of a GenBank genome assembly
AUGGCGGGUAAUGGUUUUCAGGCAUCGUCGUAUGCCAACGACAGGCCACCGAGUUCAACGGGCAGUGGCGAAGCUGAUGUGAACACCGACCCUGCUAGCAGCGGAUUUUUCACUACAGACUUCAAGAAACAUGAAGAUCUAAAAUCCAUGCUUGAUAGCAACAAGGAUAGCUUGAAACUGGAGGCUAUGAAAAGGAUUAUUGGGAUGGUGGCAAAAGGGAAAGAUGCAUCUGAUUUGUUUCCACCUGUUGUAAAGAAUGUGGUUUCCAAGAAUCUUGAGGUGAAGAAACUUGUCUAUGUCUAUUUAACCAGAUAUGCAGAAGAGCAACAAGACCUUGCUCUUCUAUCAAUCAGCACAUUCCAGCGGGCCUUAAAGGAUCCUAACCAGUUAAUCAGAGCCAGUGCACUAAGGGUCCUCUCAAGUAUUCGAGUGUCUGUCAUUGCUCCAAUCAUGAUGCUUGCUAUCAAGGAAGCUGUGAUGGACAUGUCACCUUAUGUCAGAAAAACUGCUGCCCAUGCCAUUCCAAAGCUGUACAGCCUGGAUCCAGAGACAAAGGAUCAGCUGAUUGAAGUACUCGAUCGACUUUUAGGAGAUAAGACUACACUGGUGGCAGGCAGUGCUAUCCAAGCCUAUGUUGAAAUCUGCCCAGAACGUAUGGACCUGAUACACAAGAAUUACAGAAAACUCUGCAACUUGCUGGUGGAUGUGGAGGAGUGGGGUCAAGUGGUCAUUCUCAACAUGUUGACUCAUUACUGCAGGACACAGUUUGUCUCUCCCAACCAGGAUGACAAGCAGGAUGAAAGUGAGCGCCCUUUCUAUGAGAGCUCAGAGAAAGAUUCAGAUGAUGAUGAGGAUGAUGAUGAUGAGCAUGAAGAUGGGGAUAAGAAAAAGAAGAAUGAAAAGCAGUCUGCAUACAUAAUGGAUCCUGACCAUAGACUACUUCUAAGGCAGUCAAAGCCAUUGCUGAACAGCCGUAAUGCUGCAGUUGUUAUGGCGGUUGCUCAGUUAUACCAUCACUGCGCUCCAAAGUCUGAAGUUGGCACUGUGGCCAGAAGUCUCAUCCGUCUUUUGAGAUGUCACAGGGAGAUUCAGUAUGUGGUGCUCAGCAACAUAGCUUCAAUGACCAGCAAAAGAAGAGGAAUCUUUGAGCCAUAUUUGAAAUCAUUCUAUGUUAGAUCUAGUGACCCUCUGCAUGUGAAGCUCUUGAAACUGGAAAUCCUGACAAGUCUGGCUACUGAGACAAACAUUUCAACAAUUCUCAGAGAGUUCCAGACCUAUGUAACCAGUUCUGAUAAGGAGUUUGCAGCUGCUACAAUUCAAGCAAUUGGUCGCUGUGCCAGCAGCAUUGCAGAGGUUACUGAUGCCUGCCUUAAUGGUCUUGUCAGGCUGAUGUCAAACAGAGAUGAGGCUGUUGUGGCUGAGAGUGUUGUGGUGAUAAAGAAACUGCUUCAGAUGAGGCCAUCAGAACAUAAGGACAUCAUUACUUACAUGGCUAAAAUGGUGGACAAAAUCACAGUACCAAUGGCUCGUGCCAGCAUUCUUUGGCUGAUUGGAGAGUACAGCGAGAGGGUGCCCAAAAUUGCCCCAGAUGUUUUGAGGAAGAUGGCCAAGAACUUUGUCAAUGAGGAAGACAUCGUUAAACUGCAGGUGUUGAACCUGUCAGUGAAACUCUGCAUCACCAAUCCCAAACAGACAAAACUGUUGUGCCAGUAUGUGCUGAACCUGGCCAAAUAUGACCAGAACUAUGACAUACGUGAUCGGUCCAGAUUCCUCCGACAGUUUGUGCUCCCGUCUGACAAGCCAUGUGCCCUGGCCAAGUAUGCAAAGAAGGUCUUCUUGGCAACCAAACCUGCUCCAAUCUUGGAGUCCAAUUUUAGUUCUCGUGACUCUUACCAGCUUGGCUCCCUGUCUCAUCUGCUGAACAUGAAAGCUACAGGCUAUCAGGAUUUGCCAGAAUGGCCAUCUGUAGCUCCUGAUCCCAGCGUGAGGAAUGUUGAGCUUCCACCUGUCUGGAAGGAGAAUCGGGAACCUAUCAAAGGCAAGAAGCAGAAACAGCCAGCCGCUGACCUCAAGUCCUUUUAUUCAUCUUCCAGUGAAGAAGAGGAAAGCAGUGAAGAAGAGAGCGAUGAAGAGUCAGAGAAAGAUGGAGCCAGCGAGGAAGAGUCUGAAGAGGAGGGGACAGAAGAUUCCUCCAAGGAAGCAAGUGAUGAGGAAUCAUCUGAAGAUGAUACCGAAGAAUCAUCAUCUUCAUCUUCUUCUUCUUCAUCAGAGGACUCUUCUGAAGAAGAAAGUGACAAGGAAAUAAAAAAGACUGUUAAAAAAUCUGUGCCUGCCAAGGAAAGCAGUGUGAAGGAAAAAGUUAAGCCCUCAAGUGGUGGAGACCUUUUGUUGGAUCUUGAUGAUUUGGGUCCUACAACUACAACAACCAGUGUGGCAGCUGCUUCAGGUGGCUUGCUGACUCCAAUGGCUGCAGGAACUGCAUUUGUUGCUCAGACUAACCAGGCACAGACUCGAUCCUCAAAUAUUCUACAAGGAAUUACAGUUCCAACAAAAACAUAUGAGUUACUCAAUCGCCUCAGUACUGGAGGUCUGACCGUCACAUACAAGUACACCAGAACCAUCUCCCUGUUUUCACCCAAAAUGGUGUCUCUUGAGCUGACUUUUACCAAUUCUGGAGAAGCACCAUUUACUGCUAUCAGGAUUGGAGAGAAGAAAAUUCACUCUGGAAUGGAGAUACAUGAUUUUCCAGAAAUAGCCUCUCUUGGUGUUGGAGCGUCCACUUCAGUGCUCAUGGGGAUAAACUUUAAUGAUACAACACAGCCUGCUAGUUUCCAGUUAGUCAGUGAACAGAAGACAUUCUCCCUCGCCAUUUCAGCACCAGUUGGAGAACUUCUGCAGCCUCACACGAUGGGAGAGGCUGAAUUUAAGUCUCAACUAGCCAAACUGAGCGGCAUGAAUGAGAACAGGGAGUCGUGUGAUAUUCCUGAAAACAAACGAACACCAGAAGGCAUCUACAGUUCUGUGUUGUCAGUCAGUAAUGUCCUGCAAGUUCCUUCUUCUGAUCCAGAUGUCUUUACUUUUGCUGCUCACACUCUAGCUUCCGGAACAGUUGUCCUGAUUUCUGUGAGACUUGCAGGCAAAGUGGCAAAGAUUACAGUUAACUGUGAGAAAAUGGUUAUUGGGACCAUGCUAAUUAAAGACCUAAAACGGGCACUUUCUUCCCCCACCAUAUAA